Bradysia coprophila is the source of this 1544-nucleotide messenger RNA. RefSeq lists its product as uncharacterized. NCBI's taxonomy places the organism in Eukaryota, Metazoa, Arthropoda, Insecta, Diptera, Sciaridae. The record is from RefSeq and is a predicted model, not a curated record.
CAAUAAGCUAAUUGCUCUGUCAGUUAUACUUACAGAACAACGCCACAGUAAUCAAUUAAAUUAAUACAAUGGAUUUUAGUAUUCCGCCGUACGUUAUCGACUUAAUAAAUAAAAUAGCGAAAGACGAAAAGUUCGAGAACCAUUCAAUAUCAACCGAGUCCGGAUCGGAUAUCGAUGGAUUUCAGAGUUUAAUUUUCAAAAUUACCAUCACUGGAUUGCGAAAUAAUCACGAAGACAAAUUGUGUUUGAUAUGCAAAAUUCCAUCGUUGAACAUUGCCAGACGAAAACAAUUUCAUUCGGAUAUCACAUUCGAUUGUGAAUUGUUUUUCUACGAAAAUGUCUUUCCAUACUUUGAGACGUUUCAGCGCGAGAGGGGUGUGCACAGCGACGAUGGGUUUUUCGCUUUUCCCAAGUGCUACGGACUGAUUCGCGACGAAAAAUCACUGGGUGAUCAUGCUAUUGUUAUGGAUAAUCUCAAUGAAAAAUGCUAUUACAUGUUGGACAAGGCCAAUGACAUUGAUUUUGAUCACAGUAUUUUGGUUUUGAAGGAGUUGGGAAAACUUCAUGCCGUUUCGUUUGCUAUUCGUGAUCAAGAGCCAGAAAAAUUCAAACAAUUUAUGGAACGGACAUCACUUUUCCAUUACGAAGUCAAUAAUUCAACGGGCGCUAAAUUUCUGCAAAAAGCCCACUAUGACAGAGCUAUACGAUCGCUUGAUCCUAGUGAAUUGGAUCUAAUCAGAAAGAUGGAGAGCUUAAAACUAACAUAUGUAGACUUGAUAAACCAAGUGAAGACCACCACAACUUGUGAACCAUUCGGCGUUUUAAUUCAUGGAGAUUGUUGGAUCAAUAACUUGUUGUAUCGGGGUUCGAGUAAGCCUUCAAAUGUGUGUCUAAUUGAUUGGCAAUUAUCUCAAUUCGGAUCACCAGCCAUCGAUGUGGCAUGCUUUCUAUUCUGUUCAUUAAGUCCACAGUUACGAAACGAACAUUUCGAUCAGUUCAUGAACAUUUAUUAUGGUACUCUAGAGUCGACCCUUCGAAAAUUGGGUAGCGAUCCGACUAAAUUGUUUACGUUCGACAAUCUGCGUGAUCAAAUGCGUCAGUUUUCAAAAUAUGUAAUGUAUCUGGCACCGAUAAUGAUUGGAAUUAUGACCAGUGACAUGACAAAGGUUCCGAGUUUCGAUGAAGUGACGCGGCGAAUGGACUUGUUGACGAAUGAUCCGACGGCUGAUGUUACGCUGGAUGAUGCUUUUGAAGAAAAUGACGCGUACAAACAUAGAAUGAGUAAUUUGAUACGAGACAUGGAUCGAUUGGGUUAUUGGUAAAAUGAGUUUCAAUUCCGUUAUGAGUCCGGUUAAUUUAAAAAUCAAAAUAUAAAUCAUAUAUCCGAUAGAAAAAUGACAACAGAUGGCGUUGCUUUUCUAUGGGACGGAAGCAACGUCAUCUGUUAACAUUUCCCUUAGUCCGGAGUAUAAACAUUGAUCAUUCAUUUCCAAUAAUGUUCAUUAACCAAAGAAUUUCAAGAAAGAACUCAGUGAGUAAAAUAU